Messenger RNA from Anisakis simplex (herring worm), 597 nucleotides. NCBI's taxonomy places the organism in Eukaryota, Metazoa, Nematoda, Chromadorea, Rhabditida, Anisakidae. The record is from the annotation of a GenBank genome assembly.
AUGGACGUUGUGACAUUAUUUUUUCUUGGAAUGCCAUCCGAUGAAAAAGAACAGUUACAAAUACAUAACGAAAGCCAAACUUAUCAUGAUAUCAUUCAACAGGAUUUUCUUGAUACGUACAGAAAUUUAACAUGGAAGGCGAUCGCGUGGCUGCGGUAUGUGAAUGAAUUUUGUGAGAACGUGGAAUUUAUUGUGAAGAUAGAUGACGAUUUGAUGUUCGAUUUAAUAGCGAUCGAGAAAUAUUUAAGAGUGAAGUCACCAUUAUCAGAUGAAGCUAAUGCGAAUGCAAACAUGAUACUUUGCAGUGUAUUUUCUGGUUUUCAUCUUUAUCCAAUCAGAGAUAAUGGUACCAAAUGGAAUUAUUUUGUUGAACCGUUGCAGAUCGAUGACUACUUUAUCACAGGUCAUUUGAGUCACAAAAUUGGUGUUGUAUUCGAUAACAUAGCGUUGUUCGAUGCUGGUAAAGAGCCGAUGAUGGAAGAAAGGAGUUGGUUUUGGCUAACUGAAUCGCAGGAUAUGACCGAAGCGAUGAAUUUAUGGAAAAAUUUGGAAGAAGCACAUAGAAACGCGUCGAAUUCAAUCGUCCUCUGGUUAUGA